AGGAAGUUUGAGUAUUUCCAUGCGAGUCACUCAUGUGAAGCGAAAUCACCUUCAAGGCGAUGGGGCCGAAGAGGUGGCGGGGCGUGUGGGCUACGUGGGUGAAAUGCUGCUGAGUCUGUCAAACCUGUUACCGGGCGUUUCAGAGCAGAAAAAUGCAGAGGGACACGCCCUCGACUCCAAUCCAAAAGUUUGGAAAGGAAAAGAGCCAGCGAUUUCUGACAGAAGUUUCGUCAGGGUUUGGCUGUGCGACGGAACAGCUACGCCCCGCAGCCGAGUCUCAGCGCCCAGCUCGGGAAACAUGUCGCAGCCACACAAGAAAAAACCGAAAGAGGCCAGAAAGGGAGGAACAAAGACUGAUUUGGCUAAAUCGAAGCCGGGAGUCAGCAUGAGUACACGAUCGUCAGAGGAAAAGACAAAAGCCAGUGAACCUGUUAAGGUGGAAGGUUCUAAACCAAUGAGCUCAACUAGUAAGUCAGCAGAAAAGCCAGGGUCGGCAGCAGCACACAAAUCGGCAGACUCAUGCAAGUCCAAGAGGACAGCUGGUUCUUCGGCCGUAUCUAGUGGAGCUGCUGGAGUGAAACAGCAACAGCCACAAACCACAGCAACCCAUCAGAGCAAAAUGGGUCAGAAGGUGACCAAAACAUCUAAACUGGACACAAAGGAAAGUCUUGCCGGAACACUUCCAACAAAAGUGGCAGGCACUUCACUUCACAAAAACAAUGACUCAAAGAUUCAGAAAACUAAGCAAUCCUGCAGGACAGAUGCAGAAAAUGUCAACAACCUGCCUUUCAAAGAGGAUUUACUUCAGAAGCAUUUAGAAGAUGUAAUGAAGAUAAUAAGAGAUAUGAAAAGUCAGAUUGUGAGUGAAGUAACCCACAUGAUUGAAGAACAGAUAAGCAUCCUAAAAGCAACCAUUGUCAAGUCUUUGGAAAAUGCAAGCAUUGAGCAGAAGAAAACAGUAAUUGCACCUCUGAAAAAUGUAUCAGAAAUUGAGGAUGGCAAACCAAUGUUGAGUGCCUUUGAACAACUCAUGGAGCCAUUUCCAUCACAGGGACGAGAUGCUCCAGUUCCUAAAUGCACUGGGCCUGCAGCGAAGGAUAAAGAUCCACUUGACCUACUUGCAGAAACCCUUCCAUCCGAGGCACCUGACAAUUCAGCUCCAAAAUACACUGGUCCAGAAGUGAAGGAAUUGGAUGUAACUAAGAAGAAAGGUGAACGAGUGGGAGAGCGUGAAGACACAAUACCACCUGAUUACCGAUUCAAAGACCAGCCUGAUCCUAAGGAUAAAGGUAAACCAACAUCUUUCUCUGCUGGUCCAGGAGCUAAACCAAAGACAACAGAGAAGAGUAUGACAGAGGGUGACAUUCUGGAUUCUCUGUCAGCUGACUUUGUCCAAAGUUCUGCUGCUCCAGUUUCAAAAUGCUCGGCUACAUCCUCUCACUCUGCAGCACCACCCUCUACACUGAAGCAGGCACCCUUGCAAGCUUCAACAGCUGCCACUGUUUCGACAAGUCAAACUGGUGAUAAGGAUAAAGAUCCAUUUGACCUGCUUGCAGACACCCUUCCUUCAGAAGCACCAGACCAGUCAGCUCCCAAGUACACUGGUCCUCCAGUGAAGGAAUCACAUUUAACCAAGCAGCAGAUUGAACGAAUGGGAGAACGAGAGGACACUCUGCCACCUGAUUACAGAUUUAAAGAGCAGCCUGAUCCAAAGGAUAAAGGGCAACCAGCCUCCUCCACUGGUCCGGGAGCAAAACCAAAGACUAUGACAGAAAGUGAUGUCCUGGAGUCUCUGUCAGCAGACUUUGUACAAAGCUCUCCAGCAACAAUUUCUAAAUGCUCGGCUACAGUUGCCCGCUCCGCAGCACCGCCCUCUCAGCAGCAGCAGGCACCUCUGCAAGCUUCAAAAGCUGCCUCAGUUUCUGCAAGUCAAACCGGUAAGAAGGAUAACGAUCCAUUUGACCUGCUUGCACAAACCCUUCCAUCAGAAGCACCAGACCAAUCAGCUCCCAAAUACACUGGCCCUCCUGUGAAGGAAUCAGAUGCAACUAAGAAGCAGAUUGAACGAGUGGGAGAACGAGAAGACACAAUACCACCUGAUUACAGAUUUAAAGAGCAGCCUGAUCUGAAGGGCAAAGGGCCACUGGCUUCCUCUGCUAGUCCAGGAGCAAAGCCAAAGACUAUGACAGAAAGCGAUGUCCUGGAGUCUCUGUCAGCAGACUUUGUCCAAAGCUCUCCAGCAACAAUUUCUAAAUGCUCGGCUGCAGUUUCCCACUCCGCAGCGCUACCCUCUCUGCAGCAGCAGGCACCUCUGCAAGCUUCAACCGCUGCCUCAGUGUCUGCAAGUCAAACUGGUGCUGAGGAUAAAGAUCCAUUUGACCUGCUUGCAGGAACUCUUCCAUCAGAGGCACCUGAUGAUUCAGCUCCAAAAUACACUGGUCCGGAAGUGAAGGAAUCAGAUGCAACUAAGAAGAAGGCUGAACGAGUUGGAGAACGAGAAGACACAUUACCACCUGAUUACAGAUUUAAAGAGCAGCCUACUCCUAAGGAUAAACUGGCUUCUUCCUCUACUGGUACAGGAGCAAAACCAAAGACUAUGACAGAAAGUGAUGUCCUGGAUUCCUUGUCAGCAGAUUUUGUCCAAAGCCCUCCAGCUCCAGUUUCAAAAUGCUCAGCUGCAACGUCUCAUGCUACAGCACCACUCUCCAUGCAGAAAGAGGCACCUCUGCAGGCUUCAACGGCUGCCCCAGUUUCUGCAGGCCGAACCUGUGCCACGGGUAAAGAUGCAUUUGAUCUUCUAGCAGACACCCUUCCAUCAGAAGCACCAGACAACUCGGCUCCCAAGUACACUGGCCCUGCAGUAAAGGAACCAGAUGUAACCAAGAAGAAGGGCGAACGAGUGGGAGAACGUGACGACACAAUACCACCUGAUUACCGAUUUAAGGAGCAGCCUGAUCCUAAGGAUAAAGGCAACUUGGCCCCUUCCUUCACUGGUCCAGGAGCAAAACCAAAGGUGAUGACAGAAAGUGAUGUCCUGGAGUCUCUGUCAGCAGACUUUGUCCAGAGCUCUGCUGCUCCAAUUUCCAAAUGUUCAGCUACAACAUCACAGUCUGCAGCAUCUCCCUCCAUGCAGGAGGCACCACUAAAAGCCUCCACAGCUGCCUCAGUGUCUGCAAGUCAAACUAGUGAUAAGGAUAAAGAUGCAUUCGACCUACUUGCAGAAACCCUUCCAUCCGAGGCACCUGACAAUUCGGCUCCCAAAUAUACAGGCCCUGAAGUAAAGGAAUCGGAUGCAACAAAGAAGUUAAUUGAACGGGUGGGAGAACGAGAUGACACGUUACCACCUGAUUAUAGAUUUGGGAAACAGGCUGAUCCGAAGGACAAAGGUAAACCAGCAUCUUCCUUUACUUCUCCAGGAGCUAAACCAAAGACUAUGGCAGAAGAAGACGUCCUGGAUUCUCUGUCUGCUGACUUUGUCCAAAGUUCUGCUGCUCCAAUUUCAAAGUGCUCAGCUACAGUUUCUCACGCUGCAGCACCGCCCUCAAAGCAGAAGCAGGAACCUCAGAAAGCUUCAACAGUUGCUUCUGUAUCUGCAAGUCAAAGUGGUCUUAACGAUAAAGGUGCGUUUGACCUGCUUGCAGAAUCCCUUCCAUCGGAGGCACCCGACACUUCAGCUCCAAAGUACACUGGUCCUGCAGUGAAGGAAUCUGAUUCUUCCAAGAAGAAGGCUGAGCGUGUGGGGGAAACUGAAGAGUCCAUACCUCCUGAUUACAGAUUUACUGAGCAAGCUGAUCCAAAGGAUAAAGGCAAAAGUAAUCUGCUGUCUUCCUCCACUGGUGCAGAAACAAAACCAGAGACUAUGACAGAACGUGAUGUCCUGGAGUCUCUGUCAGCAGACUUUGUCUCUGCUGCUCCAAUUUCUAAAUGCUCGGCUGCUGUUUCCCACUCUGCAGCGCCGCCCUCUCUGCAGCAGCAGGCACCUCUGCAAGCUUCAACAGUUGCCUCGGUAUCUGCAAGUCAAAGUGGUGCUAAGGAUAACGAUCCAUUUGACCUGCUUGCACAAACCCUUCCAUCAGAAGCACCAGACAAUUCAGCUCCCAAAUACACUGGUCCUCCAGUGAAGGAAUCUGAUGUCUCCAAGAAGAAGGCUGAACGUGUGGGAGAAACUGAAGGAUCCAUUCCUCCUGAUUAUAGAUUCACUGAGAAAGCUGAUCCAAAGGAUAAAGGUAAACUAGCCUAUUCCUCCACUGAUCCAGGAGCUAAACCAAAGUUACUGACAAAGGCCGAACUGGUAGAUAAUCUUUCAUCAGAUUUCGACUCUUCUUCAGCCUCACAGAUCUCCAAACAGAAGGAGACAAAAGAGAAACCUGCUGCUAAAUCUGAUACAAAGAAAGCCCGUAAACACUAAAGUUAGCAAAACAGGUCCUGGUUUACAACUGACCACUGUGCACGUUUGUUUUUUCCAUUGGGAAUAUGCUUCUGUAUAAAUAUCUGUGGUUUCCAAUCAAUUUUCCAAAGAGCUGCUGUAUCACUUUGUGGGGAGCUUUAUGAACAAUCAACUUUAGAACUUAGCUUUACAGCAUUGUAUGAAAUAUUACACUCUCUCUGAAGAUUCCUGAACUGGAUUUAUAUAUUUAAAAUUCUUUUUCUAAGUGGGAAGGAUGGAAUGUUUGUAGGAAAUGUUUACCACUAAUAUAUACUGUAAAAUAAUUAGUGUUACAUUUUUGAUGCUGUGUGACAUUUGUUGAAGUUCAGUUAGAUUUCUUUGUCUGAAUCAGGAAAUGUCUCAAGACUACGCACAGUAUUGAAUUCCUUUCCCUGGGAACUGUCUAUGCCUAAACCAGACUAUCCAUAACCUUGGUGUUACAUUUGAUCCUGGGAUAAGCUUCUGCCAACAUAGUUGUGCCAUGAAGAGAAUGGCCUAAUGUUGUAACCAUGUCUGACUCCACCCUGCCCCAGCUGUGCUGCUUCUCUCCCUUGGCCAGGUUCUGUCUUCCAAGUUUACAAAAACCUUAGCUCAUUACAAAAACUCUUUGCCCAAAUUCUAACUCACCAGACCCCAUGAUUAACUACAGGUUCACUGACUUUCAUUGGCACUACAUCUGGAACUAUGAGUUUGAAAAUGCUCCUGAUUUUCAGGCUCCUAUCUGGCCUUGGCCCUCCUCAUCCUGCAACCCUACCAGAUGUGCUUCUCUAAUUCUGGUCACUUAGAGGGAUUAAAAUCAGGGAUUACAAUCACUGGCACCCAUACCUUCUGACCACUGAAAUUCAUUAGCAGAACAGUUCUGCUCCCUCUGAGAUGCUCCUUAAAUACAUUACUUUGAAUACAAUCUUGUUCACAUGUCCUAAUGUAAUCUUAUGUGACUUGGUGUCAAACCUUGUUUAAUAAACUCCUGUGAAGUGCCUUGGAACAUUCGGCAAUGUUAAGGGUACUACGGAAAAUGAACAUUAACAUUGAACUUGACUAAAAAGGCCUGAACAAAGCUUCUGGGAUGGAUUACAUUUGUCCUAAUGCAGCACAGCAUGAAACAUUGUGUUUGAGUCUCAACUAUUCUACUUUAUGACUCGGGUGUAUUAUGUCACAUGGGUACAAAGAGAAUCUAAAAUUAAAAUGCAAUGACCGUAAAAAGUGUGAUUGUCAUUAA
This is a messenger RNA of Pristis pectinata (smalltooth sawfish), 5645 nucleotides long. It is a transcript of the gene cast, whose product is annotated as calpastatin. Gene Ontology annotation, cellular component: cytoplasm. The record is from RefSeq and is a predicted model, not a curated record. Gene Ontology annotation, molecular function: calcium-dependent cysteine-type endopeptidase inhibitor activity. Lineage: Eukaryota; Metazoa; Chordata; Chondrichthyes; Rhinopristiformes; Pristidae. The transcript has 49 exons. Bases 20 to 4408 code for a protein of 1462 amino acids.